AUGUCGGAAGACCAGCGUGUGAUUAGUCAGCCAAUUGAAUUACAUAAGUUGUCAAUUGUCGAUAAACACUCCCAAGACCAGCAGCAACAAUCACAUCAACAGCAACAGCAAGUGCAGUCUGGAUCACAAUCACCAAGGGUUACUACACCUUUAAAGCCCAAAAGGCUUGCUAUACCUAUAUCAAGUCCGCAAAGGUCCACCACAAACCAGUCACCCGUGAGCGACCACGCAAGUCCAAUUUCAACCGAUCAAGACUUAAUAUAUAAACUAGCCGCAAAACACAGAGAAAUCAGUGAACUUAAUUUCAAGUUAGAGGUCGCCCAAAAAGAGUUAAAACAAUUAGAGUUCCAGUUCAAAGAUACACUACCCCGAAACGAACAACAGAAAUUGAGUAACCAGAACACAAGUGAAUACCUGUCCACUUUCACCAGAAAAAUUCAACAAACCUUUGUGGACGUAAAUAAUUCACCAAAUAUGCUCAAGGGUAAAAAGAGUAUAAACGAUUUUUUUAAUAAGACCAAUCGUAACGUCAAUAGUAACAUAAAUAACCCGUUACCCAAUCGUAGGCCGAACCUUUCGCCUAACCGAUCACAACGUAUGCAAAAUGCUGCUCCCGGCCGUAGUUCAGAAUCAAACUUAUCACCGGCACCUCCUUCAUUGCCUCCAAGGAAUCCUGCAAAAAAUACGAAUACAACGGCCACUGCUGAGGCUAAUACUCCAUUCCUACAAAGAAUACUUAACAAAUUCAAUCAAAUGAAUAUGGAGGAGGAUGAAUUCGAUGAUCUUUUGGACAAGGGGAAAAGUAAGAAGGAUAACUAUUACAUAAAGGAAAACUUGGGUUACGAAUACGACGAAGUGCGCAGCGAGGACGAGGAUGAUGAAGAAUUUGAACCAAUGGGUGACAUACCCGUUCAUUUAUUUAAAAGGUAG
Messenger RNA from Saccharomyces paradoxus, 930 nucleotides. RefSeq names its product Acf4p (gene ACF4). NCBI's taxonomy places the organism in Eukaryota, Fungi, Ascomycota, Saccharomycetes, Saccharomycetales, Saccharomycetaceae. Bases 1 to 930 code for a protein of 309 amino acids. The transcript has a single exon. The record is from RefSeq and is a predicted model, not a curated record.